Messenger RNA from Pelobates cultripes (western spadefoot toad), 717 nucleotides. The record is from the annotation of a GenBank genome assembly. NCBI's taxonomy places the organism in Eukaryota, Metazoa, Chordata, Amphibia, Anura, Pelobatidae.
AUGCGGAACGCAUACAGAAUGCACACCGGCAGCAGGCGGUGGACCCUGGCCACCACUCGGCAGGGGAACCUGCUUCUGGACCUCCACCGUCAGGUCGAGGACCUUGACAAUAGGGGCCGGCGGAACAACAUUCGGGUCCGGGGGCUGCCGGAAGCGGAGGGGGAGAGCCCGCAGGAGAUACUCACCGGCCUGUUCACACACCUGCUGGGUGAGGCGGCUCCGGAGGACUUUGGCAUCGUGAGGGCCCACAGGGCUCUUCGGGCACCCAGACGGGAUGGCCUCCCCAGAGACCUGAUCUGCGCCCUGGUGUCUUUCCCGCUCAAGGAGGAGCUGAUGAAAGCGGCGCGCUCCCGACCCGACCUCAGCUACAUGGAUUCCCCGGUGUCCCUGUUCCAGGACCUAUCGCAGACCACCCUGGACGCCAGGAGGGCCCUGAGGCCGCUUACCCGGCUGCUACAGGAGAGGAGGAUCCCGUACAAGUGGGGCUUCCCCUUCAGUCUUCAGGCCCGAGUGGACAACAUGUGGCAUGUUCUAAAAUGGCCGAAUGAUAUCCCUCGUUUUCUCCGCAAUGCUGGCCUUCCCCAUGUCACCAUCCCGAACUGGAUCCUGGAGGGUCCGCCGGCGAGAGCGGUGGGCCCGUCAGAGAUGGCACACAACCUGCACCCGGAUCAGGAGCCCCACCGACGCAGAGGGGGGCCAAAUGGCCCUGAAGAGUAG